AUGAUUUACAAGUUGAACAUCACGAGCCCGGCUGUCAUCAAGGCGGCGAUUGAACUUACAGGUGCGAGUCUUUUGCCAGAGUUGCAAACGCUUCCAGGAAUCAAGGGUGUGCCCGGAGCUUACGAGAUGGUUGUGUAUGCUGGGCAACUGGCAUAUGCAGAGGCAUACAAGUAUGUGUACUAUGUGUCGAUUGCCUUUGGAGCUGUGUCCAUCAUCGCAGCCUGCUUCUUGGGAGAUAUCAACAAGUACAUGGAUGAUCAUGUCGCGGUCGUGAUUCACUAA
Messenger RNA from Aureobasidium musti, 282 nucleotides. NCBI's taxonomy places the organism in Eukaryota, Fungi, Ascomycota, Dothideomycetes, Dothideales, Saccotheciaceae. The record is from the annotation of a GenBank genome assembly.